GGGCCAGCGGCGGGGCGCGGGAGGCGGCGGCGGCACCGGGGCCGCGCCGGGCCCGAACCGGGGCCGGGCCCGAACCGGGGCCUCUCGCGGCCGGGCCGGGCCGAGCCAGGGCCGCUGCGGGGCCGGGGGGCGGCCCCGGCGCCUGCAGGUACCGUGAGAGCACCGGGGGGCGCGGCCGCUGCCGCCGCACCGGGCCCGGGGCCUGCGCCUGAACCGAGCCCCCCGUGAGGGCACGGCCGGCGGGGCACGGCCGGCGAGUGCCCGGGGUGGGGGCGCAGCGCGGCCCGGCCCCAGCGGGAGCUGCCGGUGGCCUCUCGGUACCCCCCGGUAAAGCCCCGGUAAGGCCCGGUAAAGCCCCGGUAAGGGCCCGGUGAGCCCCGCCCGCCGCCGGCGAUGGCGGCACGCGGCUCCGUGCCCAGCCUGAGCAGCCUGCAGAAAACCGCCCUGCUCCUGGGCGUGCCGGCCGCCGCCACCGUGCUCUACAUCCUCUACCGGCGCUACCGGGAGAGCCGAGAGGCGCAGGUGACGCUGGUGGCAGACGAGGGGCUGGACGUGGGGCUCAGGGUGCCCCGCACGGCCCUGAAGGCGCUGAUCGGCCGCCGGGGAGCCACCAUCAACCAGCUGCGGCAGGAGACCGGAGCCCAGAUCGAGGUGGAGGAGGAGGAGGAGGAGGAGGAAGGGGGGCAGUCCCUGGUGCAGAUCUCGGGCUCGCCGCGCCAGGUGUGCCGCGCCAGGGCGGCCGUGCUGCGCAUCGUGGCCGACAGCGCGCCCGUGGCCGAGCAGCUGCGCGUGCCCCAGCGCGCCGUGGGCAGGAUCAUCGGCCGCGGCGGGGAGACGGUCCGGGCCAUCUGCCGCAGCUCGGGGGCUCGCGUGGAGUGCGGCCACGAGCCCGACGCCAGCCUGGCCCCGCUGCGCGUCAUCCGCCUGCUGGGGACGCGCGCCGAGGUGGAGGCGGCCAAGAAGCUGAUCCUGGAGAAGCUCUCGGAGGACCGGGCGUUCCGGCGGGAGCUGGCGCAGGCGGCGGCCGCGCGGUGCCCGCGGAAGCAGCCCCUGGGCAGCCGCCGGGAGCCGCCGGUGCCGCCCGGGAGCCCCGGGGGCUGGCAGGAGUGCUGGGAUGCGGACUGGGCACCGGCGGCCGGCCCGGGCACGGAGGCGGGCGCGGAGCCGGGCGAGGGCAGCGCGGAGCCCGGCGAGGGCGAGGAGCCGCCCCUGGACAAGUUCGAGGUGCCCAGCCCGGAUUUCAGCUUCCCUGCUGACGAGCACCUGGACGUUUACGUGUCGGCGGCCGAGAGCCCCGGGCACUUCUGGAUCCAACUGCUGGGCACGCGCAGCCUGCAGCUGGACAAACUGACAGCUGAGAUGGGCCACUUCUACCAGAGCAGCCCCCCCGUGCCACCCCCGUCGGUGCACGCCGGGGCCAUCGUGGCCGCGCCGUACCGGGACGACGGCGAGUGGUACCGGGCGCGUGUCCUGGGGCCGCUGGACAACGGCCACCUGGAGCUGUACUACGUGGACUUUGGGGACAACGGGCAGGCGCCCCCCGAGGCUCUGCGGGCCCUCAGGAGCGACUUCCUGAGCCUGCCCUUCCAGGCCAUCGAGUGCAGCCUGGCCGGGAUUGUCCCCAGCGGUGGCUCGUGGCCCGAGGCAGCCCUGCAGGAGUUCGAGCGGCUCACGGGCUGCGCUCGCUGGUGCCCGUUGGUGGCGCGGAUCUGCAGCUACGGCCCUGCCAGGACCUGCCCGCGGCCCCGCCUGCGCCUCUUCGCCCAGCGCCACGGACAGAGCCUGGACGUGGGAGCAGAGCUGGUGCGUUUGGGCUACGCCGUGCCCGGGCCCCCGGAGGAGCCCCCGGACACUCCCGGCUGUGCCUCCAGCCCGAGCCCGGCGGAGCCCGGGGACGGCCCCGGCCCCGCGCCCUGCCUCAGCCCGCCCGGCGAGCCCGGGCCCUGCCGGUGACACCGUGCGGUGACACUGCCCCGGUGACACCGUGCCGGUGACACCGCCCCGGGAGCGGCGCCGGGACCCCCCGACCCGUGCCCGGUGCCACCGGGAGCCGCUCCCAGUGACCCCAUCCCGGUGACCGGAGCCACUCCCGGUGCCGCCACCGACUGCGACCCGGAGCCCUCCGGGAGGCCGGACCGACCAAUCGCGGGGAUCUCCGCCUGUGCCUCUUGCCGGGACACGACACGCCGGGGCCGAGGGCCGGCGGUGCCCCUUCCGUUACCGGGAGUUCCCGGUUCCCUCGCCUUGUUGUGCUGUUCCGUUGCACUGACUGUGGUUCUGAGUUAAUAAAGUUGAAGGUUUCUCAGC
This is a messenger RNA of Passer domesticus (house sparrow), 2307 nucleotides long. RefSeq names its product tudor and KH domain containing (gene TDRKH). Gene Ontology annotation, biological process: P granule organization; spermatogenesis; piRNA processing. The record is from RefSeq and is a predicted model, not a curated record. Gene Ontology annotation, cellular component: P granule. Lineage: Eukaryota; Metazoa; Chordata; Aves; Passeriformes; Passeridae. Gene Ontology annotation, molecular function: RNA binding. The transcript is spliced from 11 exons. Bases 394 to 1953 code for a protein of 519 amino acids.